This is a messenger RNA of Dinoponera quadriceps, 1054 nucleotides long. RefSeq names its product 39S ribosomal protein L9, mitochondrial (gene mRpL9). NCBI's taxonomy places the organism in Eukaryota, Metazoa, Arthropoda, Insecta, Hymenoptera, Formicidae. The record is from RefSeq and is a predicted model, not a curated record. Gene Ontology annotation, biological process: translation. Gene Ontology annotation, molecular function: structural constituent of ribosome. Bases 193 to 987 code for a protein of 264 amino acids. Gene Ontology annotation, cellular component: mitochondrion; ribosome. The transcript has 3 exons.
GUUAACGUGUACGGCAUGUGUGCCUGGUCGAGAUCGUAGUAAUCCAACAAACGUAUGACUUUUGUCAAUUAAACUCUUAUUCAGCGUCGGCUUGAACCUAACCUCUCUUCGAAUUAUUUCGUUGACUGUUACGCACCGCUGAAAAAAACUUUACUAUCGUUUGGAGCAUUUUAAAGGGAAAAGUAAACGAAUAUGUUAAAGUGUCCGAGAUUAUUUGUAAAUCACAUAAAGGCGUUAGCAACGCCUUCUCUGCUUGACACAGCGGAUUCAUUAUCGCAACAAACUCGAAAUACUUUCAUUCUUAAAAGAAGGUAUCCUAUAAGGCUCUACAAAAAGAAUCAAAAGCGUCAUAACUUCAAGAGAAGGGACUUCAUUUACGACCUUGUUGAGGAUACAAAUAUAAGAAAGAAGGAGCCAGUCAAAAUGAUUUUGACGCAGUACGUAAAAGGACUUGGUAAUGCGGGAACCCAAGUAUCAAUGUCUCCAGGCUUGGCGUAUUAUCAGCUCUUGCUGCCACGAUUGGCGGAUUACGCCACUCCCGAGAACAUUGAGAGAUACACGAAGUUGGCGAAGGAUUUGGGAGACCGGACGCCGUUCAGCUCUGCUACUGUCGAGAACAUGAUAAAAUACUUGUCGGAGAUGCGACUAAUAGUGGAAGUAUCAAAGGAAAUACCCUGGACAUUAGAGAAGUGGCACAUAAAGGCAAACUUUCGUAAAUCCGGUAUCCAUGCUCCGGAAGAGACUAUAACGAUGCCCGAGAGACCGAUAUCCGGGCCAAAUCCGGAUUUAGAGGGGAAGGAGUUUUACGUGACACUUACGAUUAAUAAUCGCGAGCAAGCGAAGGUGAGAUGUUGUCUACACCAUUGGUCACCGAUCCUACAGAUACAGGACAUGGAACUUUUGAGCACACCGGGCGAACCGAUAUUCUCCGAGGACAAGCCAAUCUUAGACUCCAUGCCAGCCUUUCGGGUAGAGAAGAAGACGUGAACGUAGAAUUUGUUGUAUAUUACGUUGUAAAGAGAAAUAAAUAAACCUAACGAAGGAUACGUGUGAA